Molecule: messenger RNA, 487 nt
Organism: Bursaphelenchus okinawaensis
Lineage: Eukaryota; Metazoa; Nematoda; Chromadorea; Rhabditida; Aphelenchoididae
Source: the annotation of a GenBank genome assembly
AUGAUAUACGAAACGAUUGUAGCACCGGUUUUGGCUGGACUUCUCGCUAUUGCUGCAAUCUCGGCGCAGCUGGCUUUCCUCUCCUUAUCAGCCAACGCCGGAUUCAGAGCCGGCUUCUACGGGUUUCAGUCACAGUUUAAAGGCUUCUGUAAGUUUUAAAAAAAUCUUUUACAAAAUUUAAAAAAAAUUUUUUUAAAGGUUAUUUGUUACAGUAAUCUCCGUGACGUUUUCCCUCCUAUCUGCUCGUAUUUUGCCUCGAACCUCAAGUCCAGGCCUCUGUAGUUCAGUAGUUUAUGGCACUACAGUAACUACUGGCAUUGCCGUUCUGUUAGGAUGGUCGAUUCAGACUACGGUUACUGUAACACCAGCAGUAGCCGCUUUGUUUUACUGGUUCUUUUUGGAGAAGAAAAGCGAAAGUCUGAAGAAGUUGUUGUUCUGGAGCUACAAUAAGGUCCGAGGGAAGGGCGAGAAGAAGUGGGAAGUGUAA